CCCACCCCACAACCAUGGGUAGAGAUUCCUUUGCAGUGGUCCUCGCCAUGGUCCUGGUGGCAUGUGUCAGCCCUGAGGAGAGGAAGUGCCAGCUCAGUGGGCUGUGGAGGAACGAGCAGGACUCACUGAUGGAGAUUUCUGUGGUGAGCAGCAACGGGGACUUCAGGGGAAAAUACCUCACUCAGGUCACCCUCACCGGCACCUGUGCCCGCGCCUCCCCCCUGAAAGGUGCCCAGCAGCAGCCCAGCGAGGGGGGCUGGCCCACCUUUGCCUUCACCGUGCACUGGGACAAGUUCUCCAAUGCCACCACUGCCUUCGUGGGGCAGUGCUUUGUGGACACGGGUGGGAAGGAGACACUCACCACCAUGUGGAUGCUGCGUGAAGCUGUUGAGUCCCUCCAGGAGGACUGGAAAGCCACAAGGGUAGGCAGAAAUGUCUUCACACGAAAACGCACCCCAAAAGGAAAGAUUCUGCCAAGCUUGUCCACAUCCUGUGAGGACACAUCUUUACCUGCUCCAUGACAGCAUGGUCUGGAUGCAGCCAAGCCCCCACUUAGUCAAGCAAAACCAGCCUCUC
Molecule: messenger RNA, 576 nt
Organism: Calypte anna (Anna's hummingbird)
Lineage: Eukaryota; Metazoa; Chordata; Aves; Apodiformes; Trochilidae
Product: avidin
Exons: 4
Coding region: 15-521 (168 amino acids)
Molecular function (GO): biotin binding
Source: RefSeq, a predicted model, not a curated record